Molecule: messenger RNA, 1313 nt
Organism: Tuber aestivum (summer truffle)
Lineage: Eukaryota; Fungi; Ascomycota; Pezizomycetes; Pezizales; Tuberaceae
Source: the annotation of a GenBank genome assembly
CACCACAUCUCCAUCGACUUCCCUCCCACUACAGUAUUUCCACAACAAACUACCCUCGCUACCUACCUCUCCACUAAGCACUAUUCCUCACUUUCUAACCCAAUCCUUAAGAUCUCCAAUUUAAUUCCACCAGUUUAUUCACAGGAAAUCAUGGCGCCGCCAAAGGAAUGGAGUAAUUAUUUACCCGCCGCCCUUCCACCUGCUAGAAAUGUCGAGUCAGAACUAACUGUUUCGCACAGACGAUGAGGAAGAAUCCAGCUCGGAAGAAGAAGUAGGCCGCAUUGCCCCCCGAGUAGCCGCAAAGAAGAAAUGGGAUGAUGAAGAUAGUGAAGAAGAGGUUCACUCACUCUCCCCUUCCCCCCCAGCACCCGAGUCCAAACACUCACACCCCCCACCAACAGGUCCUAGAAUCCUGGGAUGCGGCCGAAGACUCGGAAGAAGAACGCAAAAAGGCCAUAGCUAAACAAGCCGCGGCAGAAAAAGCCGCCGCCGAGGCCAUCGCAAACAAAAAGUCCAAGGCCCAACGCAUCGCCGGAAGACAGGCCGAAAACGCUGCGCAGAGGGAGGCCGCUGCCGCCGCCCGCGAAUUCGACGACAUGGAGGAUGAGACGCCGGUAGAGCGUCGGGCUCGUGAGGAGCGAAUGCGCAUCGAGGGGGACUUAGCGCACGCAACUGACCUGUUCGGCACGGUGGGUGUCGGGGCCGGUAGCGGCGGGACCAAGGGGAAACCGAUCACCACCGGGGACCCGGAGGAUCCCACUAAGGCUAUUGAUCUGUCGUCGUUGCCAAUGUUCGCGCCGAAGGGGAAGGAUGAGUUCACGCAGCUUAGGGAUGUACUUGUCCCGUUGCUUGUCGCGAAUAGUAAGAAGGCACAUUACUCGCUCUUCCUGCAGGAGUUUGUGAGGCAGUUGGGGAGGGACAUGUCAUCUGAGCAAGUGCGCAAGGUCGCCACUGGGCUGACCGUUCUCGCAAAUGAAAAGCAGAGGGAGGAGAAGGCGGCGGAUAAGGGUGGGAAGAAGACUAAGGCGGCGAAGGGGAAGACAACUCUCGCGGCGACUGGCAAGGAGGCGGAUAAGUUUGAUACGACAGAUUAUCUCGAGUCGGCGGGGUAUGACGACUUGUCAGUGCAUCCUUCCUUUCCUCACCUCGUCCAAUGACGGAAGGCAGACUAACGAACCAUAGUGAUGACUUUAUGUAACGCGCUUCCGUGGUUGGAAUGAGGUGUGCUCGGGCUGGGAUGCAGAGGCGAGGUAAUUCCCGAGGAGGAAUUCUCUAUGGUAUCGGCCCAGGCCGCUGUGCUUUCCAGGUUAUAA